GUGGAGGGGGUGUGGGGGAAGAUUAUUUAUUCAUUUGAGCUCAGGAGAAAGCGAGCACUGCAAUACCGGUCAGUGAAAGGCGCAGUCAAUCACCCGCUGGGAUCUAUAUAAACAGGCUGACAAGCGAGGACCCACAUUAAUUCCCUGCUUCCUCUCCGAGCAAUCAGUCGCUGCUCGCAGUCCCGGCUCGCCUCGUUCCUCCUACCAAGAACAUGGCUUCCUACAGGUUGUCCACCAACAAAGCUUCCUACAGGAGAACGUUUGGAGCUCCUUCCGCCUCGCCCGUCUCCCUCUCCAGGCUCUCUGGCUCUCCGAGGCUCCUCGCCUCUCCUUCCAGCCUGAGAGCCAGCGGUUUCCGGCACAGGCUCAGCACGCCGGUCUCCACCACCAAGAUCUCCUACGGGAAGGUGGACUUCCUCGCGGCCGGCGCCCUGAAUCAGGACUUCCUGACCACCCGGACCAACGAGAAAGCCGAGCUCCAGGAGCUGAAUGACCGUUUCGCCAGCUACAUCGACAAGGUGAGGUUCCUGGAGCAGCAGAACGCGGUGCUGGGGGCAGAGCUGAACCAGCUGAGAGCGAGGGAGCCCAGCCGGGCGGGGGAUGUCUAUCUGGAGGAGAUCCGGGAGCUGAAGAGGCAGUUGGACCUGGUGGGGAAGGACAGGGACCAUAUCCAGCUGGAGAGGGACAACCUAGCUGAGGAUCUCCACAACCUCAACCUCAGGUUGGAGGAUGAAGUCCAGAAGCGAACAGAAGCUGACAACAACCUCCUCCAGUUCAGGAAGGACGUUGAUGAUGCCACCUUAGCCCGUCUGGAGCUGGAGAGGAAGAUUGAGUCUCUGAUGGACGAUAUCGAAUUCCUCAAGAAAAUCCACGAGGAGGAAUUGCAGGACAUGCAGAUGAGCAACCAGGCCACCCAGGUGCAGAUGGAGAUGGAGGUGGUGAAGCCGGACCUGACGUUGGCGUUGAAGGAGAUUCGCACCCAGUACGAGAGCAUCGCUACCAAAAACGUGCAGGAGACCGAGGAGUGGUACAAGUCCAAGUUUGCGGACCUGACGGAGGCCGCUGGCAGGAACACUGAGACCCUGCGGCAGAUGAAGCAGGAGCUGAACGACUCAAGGCGUCAUGUUCAGUCGCUGACCUGUGACCUCGACGCCCUGAAGGGAACGAACGAGGCUCUGUUGCGUCAGAUGCGAGAGAUGGAGGAACAGUUCUCCGCCGAGGCUUCCGGUUACCAGAACACCAUCGCCCACCUGGAGAAGGAGGUCCAUCACAUGAAGGACGAGAUGGCCAGACACCUGAGAGAGUACCAGGAUCUACUGAACGUCAAGAUGGCCUUGGACAUUGAGAUCGCCACCUACAGGAAGCUUCUGGAGGGAGAGGAGAGCAGGAUCACAGUGCCUGUUCAAUCCAUGGCUUCGCUCAGCUUCAGAGGUUGUGAACGAGUCCAGGAAGGAGCAGUAAAACCAAUCGGACCAUUGAGGUCACCCAACCAUCGUGUGGAGCUGCAGGAGACAAGGACAUAGAGAGAAAGGGGGGGGGGGAGGCUGUGUUACAGUCCCGAGACCUUCCCGUGCAUCCUUCACCCCUCACCCUGCUCCUGACCCCCCCCCCCACAAAGAUGCACCCUGUUAAGCAAUGCUCUCCCCCCACCCCCCACCCUCACUACCUGAGACACAGCGAUAAUUAAGUACCACUGGACACAAAGGCUGGUAUUUGCCGGAGGAAAAUAAGCAGUUUGUCAGUGUUCAUAGUGGAUUUUAGUUGCUUAAACUCCAGCAGAAACCCCCACUACGCAUUGCACCCCAUCACACACA
This is a messenger RNA of Callorhinchus milii (elephant shark), 1814 nucleotides long. RefSeq names its product peripherin. Gene Ontology annotation, cellular component: axon; plasma membrane; type III intermediate filament. The coding region runs from base 213 to 1523 and encodes 436 amino acids. NCBI's taxonomy places the organism in Eukaryota, Metazoa, Chordata, Chondrichthyes, Chimaeriformes, Callorhinchidae. The transcript has 8 exons. The record is from RefSeq and is a predicted model, not a curated record.